Messenger RNA from Ricinus communis (castor bean), 2522 nucleotides. Its product is annotated as probable metal-nicotianamine transporter YSL7. Gene Ontology annotation, molecular function: oligopeptide transmembrane transporter activity. The transcript is spliced from 6 exons. The coding region runs from base 271 to 2424 and encodes 717 amino acids. NCBI's taxonomy places the organism in Eukaryota, Viridiplantae, Streptophyta, Magnoliopsida, Malpighiales, Euphorbiaceae. The record is from RefSeq and is a predicted model, not a curated record. Gene Ontology annotation, cellular component: membrane.
AUUGGUUAUCACUUCAAGAACUUACAACCAUAUCCUCCCUAUAAAUCCUAUAUAAUAAGGUUACUUGUUUGGGCCUUCUAAUUAGCACAUUUUUCUCUCAAUAGUCUACCCUUUCUCUCUCUCUCUCUCUCUUGCCAUGUUGUUCUUACACGUUCAAUAACUCAACACUACACAAGACCUAAAACAAAGGAGAGAAACAAAGAAAGUGUCAUCUUUAUUAACUCUCACUCUCUUUUAUUAAUUCUCAUUUCGAUUCUAAGAUCCUGAAAAAUGACCACAGAGAGCAGUGACAGCAGAGAGUUGAAGAGAAUGGAUAGCAGAACAAAUGGGUCCUCUUAUCAAGAUCCUGUAGAAGAUCCAAACUACGAAGAAAGAAACAGUAACAAAGACAUAAUGAAGACGAAAGGAGAUGAUCAAUCUGGGGCAGACGAUUCUGUUGAGAUGAUAUUCGAAGCGAAAGAGGUCCCAACAUGGAAGGACCAGCUGACAAUAAGAGCAUUUGUAGUGAGCUUUGUGUUGGGUAUACUGUUUAGUUUCAUUGUAAUGAAACUAAAUCUUACUACUGGUAUCAUUCCAUCGCUGAAUGUUUCUGCUGGGCUUCUGGGUUUCUUCUUCGUCAAAACCUGGACAAAGUUUUUAAGUAAAUCUGGCCUUCUGAAACAACCUUUCACCAGACAAGAGAAUACUGUGAUUCAAACCUGCGUUGUUGCUACCUCUGGCAUUGCCUUUAGUGGUGGUUUUGGAAGCUAUCUCUUUGGUAUGAGUGAAGUGGUUGCUAAACAAUCAACAGAAGCCAAUACUGCAGGAAACAUAAAGAACCCAUCGUUGGGAUGGAUGAUUGGCUUUCUUUUUGUUGUUAGCUUUCUUGGCCUCUUUUCUGUAGUGCCUCUUAGAAAGAUAAUGAUCGUAGACUUCAAAUUGAUAUACCCAAGUGGAACUGCUACUGCUCACCUUAUCAACAGCUUCCACACCCCUCAGGGUGCCAAGUUAGCAAAGAAACAAGUGAGAGAAUUAGGUAAGUUUUUCUCUUUCAGUUUCUUGUGGGGUUUCUUCCAAUGGUUCUUCACUGCUGGAGAUGACUGUGGAUUUAUCAACUUUCCGACAUUUGGUCUCCAAGCCUAUCAACACAAGUUUUAUUUUGAUUUCUCUGCUACAUAUGUUGGUGUGGGAAUGAUUUGCCCAUAUCUAAUUAACAUCUCUCUACUAGCUGGAGCAAUUCUAUCAUGGGGUAUUAUGUGGCCUCUCAUCGAUACUAGAAAAGGUCAUUGGUAUUCUGCAGACCUCAGCCCAAGCAGCCUCCAUGGCCUACAAGGUUACAAGGUUUUUAUAGCUAUAGCUAUGAUCCUUGGUGAUGGUGCCUACAACUUCUUCAAAGUCCUUAGCCGCACCCUGCUUGGUUUAUACCAACAAUUCAGUACUAAAGACUCCGUUCUCCCAGUUAACAAUAAGUCACCUUCUAUGAAUUCUUCAACUGUGUCUUAUGAUGAUAAAAAACGUACUGAAUUAUUUCUCAAAGACCAAAUCCCAACAUGGUUUGCUAUUACUGGCUACGUCAUUAUUGCAAUUAUCUCAAUAAUCACAGUUCCUCACAUCUUCCAUCAGCUCAAGUGGUAUCAUAUUGUAGUCAUUUAUAUCAUAGCACCAGUACUAGCUUUUUGUAAUGCUUAUGGAUGUGGGCUCACAGAUUGGUCCUUGGCAUCCACUUACGGAAAGCUAGCAAUCUUCACAAUUGGGGCAUGGGCAGGAGCUGCUCAUGGUGGGGUUCUUGCAGGUUUAGCAGCAUGUGGGGUGAUGAUGAAUAUUGUGUCCACAGCAUCUGAUCUUAUGCAAGAUUUUAAGACUGGUUAUAUGACAUUGGCUUCACCAAGGUCAAUGUUUGUGAGCCAGAUUAUUGGAACUGCAAUGGGUUGUGUAAUUUCUCCUUGUGUUUUCUGGCUCUUCUACAAGGCAUUCCAUGAUCUUGGCAUUCCUGGAACAGAAUACCCAGCUCCAUAUGCUCUUGUUUAUCGUAACAUGUCAAUACUUGGUGUGGAAGGUUUCUCAGCCUUACCAAAGCACUGCCUUACAUUGUGUUACGUAUUCUUCAUAGCAGCUAUAGUUAUUAAUGUCAUUAGAGAUAUAGUUGGAAAGAGAGGAGCUCAAUAUAUCCCUAUUCCUAUGGCAAUGGCAAUACCCUUCUAUCUCGGAGGAUACUUUGCUAUUGACAUGUGUGUUGGGAGCUUGAUAUUGUUCAUGUGGAGGAAGAUUAACAAGGCCAAGGCUGAUGCAUAUGGCCCUGCUGUAGCUUCUGGGUUGAUUUGUGGUGAUGGCAUAUGGACUUUGCCUAGCUCAAUACUGGCUUUGGUAGGUGUCAGGCCACCAAUCUGCAUGAAAUUCCUGUCCAGCAAGCAAAAUGGCAGGGUGGACAAUUUCUUAAACUCCUAAUACUUAUUUACCUAAGUAGCUUUGCUGUUUCUUUUGAACGGUUAAAUUAUUUUACCUUUUGUUUCUUUUCCUCUUUAGUAUUACUUCUUUUGUCUUCA